Aspergillus uvarum CBS 121591 is the source of this 1026-nucleotide messenger RNA. RefSeq names its product F-box protein. The transcript has 3 exons. Lineage: Eukaryota; Fungi; Ascomycota; Eurotiomycetes; Eurotiales; Aspergillaceae. Gene Ontology annotation, molecular function: protein binding. The record is from RefSeq and is a predicted model, not a curated record. The coding region runs from base 1 to 1026 and encodes 341 amino acids.
AUGGCUCACAGGACCUUCCGUAUCCCCGAGAUCCUCGAAAUCAUCCUGCUGGGUCUGGACACGAAGACACUGCUCCUUUCGACGCGAGUGUGUCGCACGUGGAACGCCCUCAUCAGAUCCUCCCCAGGCAUCCAGAAGGCACUAUUUUUCCGUCCAGCCGAUCCUCGCCUCUUCUCGCGUCUCGUAGGUGCCGCCUACUUCUCCGCCUUUCCACUGAUCGCAUCGGAAGAGAUUGACAAGGCCUAUUUACGCCCCGAGGCAAGCUGGCGCAGGAUGCUGCUCCAACAGCCCCCGACCUCAUUCGUGUAUGAUUGGAAUAUCGCUAAAGUAUACUUGCCCCGCGACAGCACUCUGGAUCCUGGAGGCAUUGAUUGCACCCCGGACGGGGACUUUGUUCGACUGCAGCAUGUCGCGGCCUAUAUUCAUUCCGACUUCCUCUUCCCCGGCGUAUAUCCGUCGAUUUUCUGGGCAGAUGAUCCAGCCGUGCCGUCGGUUCGUCGCACGGUUGAAGUGAGAAACACCGGCUUUUUUCUCUGGCACUACCAGGAGCAAGACUUCAUUGUCAUCACGCAAAGGAUGUUCUGGGCUCGUCACCCGUCUGUAAUUCUUCCGCCUUUGAACCGGGUCGCGUUACGUUCGCCGGGUGUUUGGAAGCGGAAUCCUUGCUCAGAAAAGAAGUUUGACUUGUUAAGAUGGAGAUGUGCGCGUCGCUUUCGUCCUUGCGAGGCCAGUUGGCGGCGCGAGUCCGUGGCCAGUUGGCGGCGCGAGUCCGUGGCCAGUUGGCGGCGCGGGGCGGCCCAGUUUGUAUGGGGGACGGCGCCCCUGGGAGCCGCGCCUGCGCCGCGGAGGGUUUGCACGCGCCUCGCGGGCCCGGCCGGGGCCGGUGGUGCGGCAGGGGGGAGGGCCGGCGGGGGCGGUCCGCCAGUUGGCCCGCCGGGGCAGCGCGGUGUGCGGCCGGGCGGGGGCGGCGGGCCUGGGGCUGGGGCUAUGGGGGAUUUGCUUCGCAGGAGAGAGUACUUUCUGUGA